ACUCGUGACGUGUUAAUUUUCGAGUGUUUACCAACGAUAAUUGACAAUGGGAUUGAGCAAUUAGCCGAAUCAUUCUCACGCAACGAAUGUUUAUUGUUUAUUCACAAGCAUCACCAAGUGAUUUAACUCGAUUGACGAUGGAAAAAUGUGUUUUUCUCAAGAAACUUCAAUUUAUUCCCUAGACUAAUUUUUCAUUCUCAAAUAAUUUUGGACUCCCAGAUAACGAGUAGUGUCAUGCCCCCGUACAUCUGCAAUUACAAUGAAAAUUAUACGACAUGUACAGAGUCACAGUACUACAAUCAGUCUCCCAGAGUCCACAGAAAUAGAUGGAACCGGAACAACCGAAGCCGAAAUCAAUCCCGACCCUUCGAAUCCGGAUAUUCCUUGGAUCCCCAUUUCCCCUGCGUCUCUCGAGAAAUUCGCGAGAAGUGGCUAAUAAAUUUAACCGAGGAAUACAUCCCCGACGACGUCCUGGACGUCGCCUGUCUGGGAAAAAAAUUCGGUGUACCCAUAAUCCGAAAGAAGGAUAUCCCAGUGUCCAAUAUAAUCGCGUCGAUAGAAUCCAACAUGAAUAUAAUCGAAAAGGAUCAGCGAAACGCUAUCCGCUCGAUAUGUGUGGAUGUAAUUUCGAAUUUUCUACGGCAAAGGGUCACCCCGAGGUUUCCCCAGCUCCUGGAGAAGGUGAAAGCGGCUAAAAUAUUCAAGAUAUCUCACCCGGAUAUAAUUUUCCUCAAAGCUGAUAAGGGAAAUGUCACAGUGGCUGUCAACAAGAAGUUCUACGUCUCGAAGAUGUCGGAAUUACUCGGGGAUUCUUUCACCUACAGAAUCAUUCGAUCCGAUCCCACCCUGGAUAUCCAGAAAAAAGUCAAUAAACUCCUGGUGAAGUGGUAUAAAAACAAUUUUAUAAAUGACGCUGAAAAAUCGAGACUCUGGUCGAGAAAUGGUCACAUCGCCCUGUCAUACGGUCAGCCGAAGAUCCACAAGAAGAACAUCCCCUUCAGGAUGAUUGUCUCCUUCAUAGGCACCCCCACGUAUCGCCUAGCUAAAUACAUCCAGAGAAUUCUAACUGAUUGCAUAAAGGAGGAAAUAAAAUCUUUCACCUCGAAUAAAGUGUCAAUAACGAAUAGUUUAUCGCUGGUAAAAAAAAUCAGAAGCCUCCACCUCCCCGAGGACUUUGCGAUGAUCUCCAUGGACGUGAUAUCUCUCUUCACGAAUAUUCCCUUGGCCCUCGUGAUUUCGGGUAUAAAAAGCCGCUGGAAAUUGUUAAAAAAAUACACCAAGAUAAAUCAGGAGCUAUUCAUCGAGGCAGUCAUCCUCUGCUUCAACGCAUCAGCCUUUCAGUUCAAUGGAAUAAAAUAUCAACAGGUUUUUGGAGCUGCCAUGGGCUCACCUUUGUCACCAAUCAUCGCUGAGAUUGUUCUCCAGGACCUGGAGAAUUUCUGCAUGAAGAAACUCGACUUCCCAGUGUAUUUCUACACCAGGUACGUCGACGAUGUCCUCGCGUUUGUCCCCAAGGAUCGAAUUCAAUCAAUUCUCUCCUGCUUUAAUUCCUAUCACAAGCGUCUCCAGUUCACCCUCGAGAGGGAGGAAAACUGCCGGAUUAAUUUCCUCGAGGUGACGCUCAUCAGGAAUAAACGGAUGAUCGACUUCGACUGGUACAGAAAACCCACGUCCUCUGGACGAUAUCUCAAUUAUUAUUCUCAUCAUCCCAAGGGACAGAAAAUUUGUACGAUUUAUAAUUUGAUUGAUCGAGGUCUUUUACUCUCGAAUUUGGAGUUUCAUCUCAAGAAUUUAACGUACAUCCAGGAAUCGCUUGUACAGAAUGGAUAUCCUCGGAAGCUGGUGCUCAGGGCUGUGAGCAGACGUCAGGCACUUGUUCUCAAUCCUAAGAAUUAUUAUUCCGAUGAUUUCCGCAGGCACAGGAGAAUUAAUGAGCACAGGUGGGUCACUCUGCCCUACGUCGAGGGCCUCUCGGAGACUCUCCAGUCUAAUCUCCAGGGGUUUAGAUUCUCUUUGAGCUUCAGAAAUGACAGCAAUCUCCGUUGGCUCUUCACUGGUCACAAGGACAAGUUGCCGAGGGAGAAUCAACUCAACACUGUCUACAAAAUUUCGUGUCUCGAGUGCAAGUUCAUCUUCAUCGAGCACACGAAACGAUCCCUCGGGGACAGGAUUAAGGAGCACUACCUCAGUCUCCGACAGCCUCACAAUUUUCCAAUAUCCAAUCGAUUGACCGAGCAUGCCUUUCGAUACGCCCACGAUUUCGAUUUCAAAGGUGUCGAGGUACUCGCUGUCGAGGGUAAUUACGAAAAGAGGGAAUUGCUGUCUCUUAUUUACAAAGAGCGCUAUUUACCGCAGAUCGAUGGAUCUGGGGACAGAAUUUCUGAGGUCAGCAUCUACUCAGGAUUAUUUAAUCCUUGAAUAUAGGCUACUGAAUUUUUGAAAAAUUUAUUGGAAUCUAAGAGAGAUAAUCGAGUUAAAAUUUAUUCAUGUCAAGGAGUUUGAAAUGAUUUAUGAAUUACCGUGGAAUUUCGAGAGCUUAUGCAUGGACUCAUCAGAUUUAUUGGUUGUGGGUUUUUGAGGGGGUGGACGCAUGAAAAAAAUUCAUAGAAAAAUAUAGCGGUUUUUUUGAGAAUUCAUUUAUGAUUGGAGAAAAUUAGAUUUUACCACUCGAAUAGUGAUCUCAUUAAAUAUUUUUAUCAAAGCCUCUAGGUUUUUCUGUUAAUUAUAUUUCUACGUUUACCCAAGGCUAAUGAGUCCGCGGACAUGAUUAAUGCUCUCAGCAAUAUUUAUGUGUGAUAUUAAUUACGAAAUUGAAUAUAAUAAUUUAUAUUGGCUGUUGAUUAAUAUUAUAUAUUAAAUUAAUAUAAUC
This is a messenger RNA of Fopius arisanus, 2869 nucleotides long. RefSeq lists its product as uncharacterized. Bases 235 to 2418 code for a protein of 727 amino acids. Lineage: Eukaryota; Metazoa; Arthropoda; Insecta; Hymenoptera; Braconidae. The transcript is spliced from 3 exons. The record is from RefSeq and is a predicted model, not a curated record.